GGUCACAGUCAGUACAAGCACAUGGCACAGGGCCAGGACAAGUUCAUCGUGGUAUAUAUGUUUCUGUCAACCAGACUGUUGUAAUUUUCUGAUGACAAAUGUGUGUCAUACACUGAUAAUGAGACCGACAUGGAUGAGGCGACCAACAAACAUUCACGGACGACUACGAACGCCGAAAUAAUCAGGUCGAAUGGAUUCUCUCCUGUCAGUGUGUCACACCGACCGUUACCACAAAAACCGCGUUCGCUUGUGCUCAUAAUGGUCUGCGAUCCCUACUAUUUUUAAAUCAAAGAUAAAAUAUCGCAGGUAUAUACAUAAAAACGGUGGGAAGGACCGAGCUCAACCUGUGCAGCGUUUUGAUUGGACUUUGACCUGCCGUAUAUUUACAGGCGAGGACACGAACACAGCAUGUUUAAAUAACAUAUCACCAGCCGACAGUCAAUACUGACGCUGCACAACCUGACGCUACGAGUAUUAGCAACUCAAUUCACCCAUGCAGUCCGACGAAAAGGAUGCGACAGCUACCUUUAUUGCCGGGGACCUGGAUCACCUGGAACCGGAAAAGAAGGGUCGCGAAGAGGGGCGUGAACAAUGGAGCCGAAAGAUGGACUUUGUGUUGUCGCUGAUCGGUUAUGCUGUGGGCGUCGGGAACCUGUGGAGAUUUCCUUACUUGUGUCUCAGGAAUGGCGGGGGUGCAUUUCUCAUUCCAUUCUUCACAUUCCUUCUUCUGGCCGGAAUUCCAUUAUUCUACCUGGAGGUAUGUCUGGGACAGUUCUCGGGAACAAGCUCGCUCUUCGUUUGGAAAUUAUGCCCUCUGUUUAAAGGUGUGGGAUACGGCAUGGUAAUAGUCUCAGGGAUGGCGUGCAUCUACUAUAAUGCUGUCAUCACGUGGGUCAUAUACUAUCUGGUCAACUCCUUCCGGUCGGAGCUACCCUGGAGCCGAUGCGGUCAUUGGUGGAACACGCCGACCUGUAUAGAUACCCGAAUGAUGUCACACAACACCACAGAUGGACUGACGUUUAAUACGUCAUUAGUAACGCAGAACUGUUCAACCAACCCUAUGUUGAACAUGACAGAGGCACAACGGCUUUAUGGGUCGAAUUACAGUCUCCUCAACAGUUCCAUUUUCAACAUGACAUCGGAGAGGGGUAAAACGGCGGCGGAAGAAUUUUGGCAAUACAACGUGUUGAGAAAGUCUUCCGGCUUGGAGGACUUAGGGAGUCUCCAGUUGCACUCCGCCCUGUGUCUACUGGCAGCCUGGUCCCUCGUGGUCCUCUGUCUCUUCAGAGGGGUUAAGUCCCUAGGCAAGGUUGUGUACGUGACUGCCCUCCUGCCGUAUGUGUUGCUGACAAUCUUCCUUGUCCGGGGCGCUAUGUUGCCGGGCGCCAUUGACGGCAUCAAGUUCUAUGUCACGCCCGACUUUUCCAAGUUGAAACAUUUUAGUGUGUGGAUAGAAGCUUGUAUUCAGGUGUUUUAUUCGCUGGGUCCUGCUUGGGGAGGUCUCAUCACCAUGUCCAGUUUCAACAAGUUCGAUAACAACUGUUUCAGGGAUGCCGUAAUUGCGACCCUGGCGGACGGUAUGACUAGUUUUUAUGGCGGAUUUGUCAUCUUCGCAGUCGUCGGAUAUAUGGCAAAAGAAUCAAAUCUACCUAUCACAGAGGUUGCAACCCAAGGUCCAGGACUUGCCUUGGUAGCCUACCCAGAAGCCAUAACACGACUUCCGUUUCCGCAAAUAUGGGCAGUGUUGUUUUUCUUUAUGCUGCUCCUCCUCGGGCUAGACAGUCAGUUUGGGAUGUUCGAGACACUUGUUAGUGGCAUACUGGACGCUUUUCCCAACAAACUGAGGAAGAGGAGGCUACUAGUGACUUCAUCCCUGGCAGCAGUAAGCUACCUAGUAGCCCUUCCGAUUGCUACUAAUGGUGGGAUAUAUGUCUUCCAACUGUUAGACUGGUUCGUUGCAGCUUUCUGUGUGCUUCUGACAUCAUUCCUGGAGUGUCUCAUCAUUGGGUGGAUAUAUGGGGUUGAGAGAUUUGGCAGAGACAUCGAGAUGAUGCUAGGGAGACCUCCAUCAUUACCCAUGAAGCUGUGUUGGUGUUUUGUUACACCCGCACUGAUGUUGGUUGCGCUCGUCUUCACAAUAUACACCUACAAGAUGCCUACCUACGAUGGCUACAUCUACCCAGUAUACGCCAGGGGGAUUGGAUUCGUCAUCUCAGUACUUCCGGUCAUUCCCAUCCCGGUAUUCAUGGUCUGGGAGCUGGCCAAGGCUGAGGGGUCACUUUUAGAGCGGCUGAAGCAUACCCUCCGUCCAGCUGCUGACUGGGGCCCAGCGAGGAAGGAGCAUAGUGACGAAUAUCGCAGAACAGCAGGGGAAUAUAACGCAAUGCCCCUCGCCACCUGGGUAGCCAAUAAGUUCUCGAGGAGUGUUUGAUGUUGUGACAGGUAGCGUGCAAGGUUGUGUGCUUCAGCCGUAUGUCAUAUGCUUAGAACCAUGACAAUCCAAUUAAAAUCAGACCUUUUAAUCCGAUACGAUUACCCUCUGCAUGAAGAUCUGAGGUUACAUUCAUUGGAGGUCUAAUCAUUCAACCACUUAGCGUCGUGCCUUCUAAAUUAUCAUUAGUAUUGACACGAGCAUAUCUGAUUUUGUACCUCCAUAACGAAUAAAAUAGAGGACAACCGAAUAAAAUAAUCCCGCGCUUCUAUAUUGCUGUGGUAAUAUAUACAUCCUGUUGUCUGUUAGCGCACUAUCAUCUACACCCGAAAUGGUUGCUCGGAGGAUAUAUUUAUAAGAUGCAAAUAUUAAAGCCGAAUUGGUUUUGAAAGCCGACAUCUGAUUCGCUCGAGACCUGACGCGUCCUUUAUUUUGAUUGGUCGGUGAAAGUUCGCUUAGGGUUCACUGGACGCGACCUUCCAUCAAGGUAUCGUAUCGGAGUAAAAUAUCUUAUUGUAGUAAGACUGAUAGUCGUGCCAUUGUGUACAUUAAAGUUAUUUGUUUUUCA
Molecule: messenger RNA, 2999 nt
Organism: Haliotis rufescens (red abalone)
Lineage: Eukaryota; Metazoa; Mollusca; Gastropoda; Lepetellida; Haliotidae
Product: sodium- and chloride-dependent glycine transporter 1-like
Exons: 14
Coding region: 494-2431 (645 amino acids)
Biological process (GO): sodium ion transmembrane transport
Cellular component (GO): membrane
Source: RefSeq, a predicted model, not a curated record